Molecule: messenger RNA, 450 nt
Organism: Lolium rigidum
Lineage: Eukaryota; Viridiplantae; Streptophyta; Magnoliopsida; Poales; Poaceae
Product: zinc finger protein 2-like
Exons: 1
Coding region: 1-450 (149 amino acids)
Molecular function (GO): DNA-binding transcription factor activity
Source: RefSeq, a predicted model, not a curated record
AUGGAACACCUAAACAGUGCGCAGGAAGAUGAGCUCGAGCUCAGCCUCCAGCUAACCCUCCACACGCCGGCCACGGCGCCGGAGCCCGGCGGCUUCUUCAUCUGCGUCUACUGCGACCGCAAGUUCCGUAGCUCGCAGGCGCUCGGCGGUCACCAGAAUGCGCACAAGCACGAGCGCAGUCUCGCCAAGCGCAGGCGGGAGAUCGCCGCCGCCACGCGCACGCGCACGCACAGGGCGGUCCUGAACGGGAGGUCUCCUGGCAGCGGCAGCGGCAGCGGUGAUAACUUCUUGUCGGCCGCGGGGAAGGAGAGGAGGACGGAGGCGCGGAAGGGUGCUUCUGCUACUCUGGUGCCUCAUGGCAUGCCUCGCAAGCGCGGCAGGAGCUCGUCGGAGCACGGCUACGGGACCCUGGACGGCGCUGACGAGUUGGACCUGUCUCUCAGGUUAUGA